AAUGCCAGUUCAUUAAUUACGACGACUGCUACAUUUAAUGUAUUUUAUGAACUUAGAGAUCUUUUGAUUGAAUCUAAUUGCACAACUGAUGAUGAAUUUGGUCCUCCUACAGAAUUUUAUGCGAUAUCACGUAGAAAUUAUAGUUACUAUUGGCACGAAUUAUAUCCAGAAUUUCCAGAAACUCAAUUGGUUAAUUCAUAUCAUAGCUUCAAUUCGGAAAGUUACUUUCACCAUCUUUCUAAACACGAAACCACAGAUCUAAUAAUUGAAGUAGGAGAGAACCCUAAUAGUGAAAAGUUUAGGGCGCAUACAGAAAUUCUCUCUAAUAGUACGCCUUAUUUUGAAUGUGCUUUAUCACCAUCUUGGGCCAUAUUUGAGAACAAUGAAAUUAUCUUUAAAAAACCUAAUAUAACACCACAAGUGUUUCACGUUGUGCUAGAUGGAAAAGUACAUUGGCAAAAGCAUACUGAAAAAGAUAUAUUGGACUUUUUAGUGGCAGCCGAUGAACUAUUAAUUGAUAGAAUUUUAGAUGAAGGUCAAAGUCAUCUCAUUGGGCAAAGAUAUGAAUGGAUAUUAUAUAAUUUGAAUUUUAUAACUUUUAUUAGCUUCAAAUAUAAAUCAUUUGAAAAACUUCGAAAUUAUUGCAUAGAAAAGAUUUGUGAAAAUCCAAGAUUAAUCUUUAGUUCAAAUUAUUUUUUAAAAUUUGAUGAAGAAUUUUGGAUAAAAUUUUUAAAUAAAGAUAAUAUUCAAAUGGAAGAAUUCGAAAUUUGGCAUAAUUUAAUUUUAUGGGGAAUUGGACAAUUUUCAAUAACAAAAAAUCAAUCAUUUUUUAAUUUUUCUAAAAAUGAAUUGAUUUAUUUAAAAAGCAUAUUACAACAUUGUAUUCCAUUAAUUAGAUUUACAGAUUUUUCUAUUAGUCAACUUUAUACAUAUGUUUGGCCUUUUAGAGAUAUUAUCGAUUUAAAGUUAAGAAAAGAAAUAAGACCAGCAAUUAGAGAUAGUCCAAAUUUGGGUCCCUGUUUUGGCAGAGAGGAUAUAUAUAUGACAGAUAAUUUUAAAACACAUGGAUCAUGUUCAUCCAAAUCUUCAAGUUUCAAUGAUAUUAUAUUUGCAAAAAUUUUUACUAUCAUAGAAUAUGAAGUUUUUCAAGUUGUUUACAAAAGAAGUGAGGAAAAUAGAUGGGUUUCAUUUAUGAAUCCUAAAUACUUUGAAAAUGAUGAAUAUGUUGUUGACGCCGAAUUAACUUACAAGAUUUUGCCAUUCCGUAUUAGGAAAUACCUAGACAAGGAAGAAUUAGUAAUCAACGUGAAACGUGAAGAAAAUAUAUUGGGAAGUAAAGACAGCUGCAAAGAUAAUUAUUUCAAUAAUACUGAACAUCAAAAUGAAAUAAACUGUCAUCAUUCGACGUCCUCAGAUAAUUCCUAUCAUGGGUUUAAAAACAAAGUCAAAGUGGAAAUCAAACAAAAGGGAAAGAUGCUAGAAAAUAGAUGCCUUGGAAAUAAGGAAACUAAAAAGGAAUAUAAAAUCAUUAUUAGUGAAAGAGAUCAAGUAGAACAAGAAAACAGAAACGAAAAGAUAGAAUAUUUAGCACUGAAGACUUGGAUGACUCAAUUGGACGAAGCACUAUAA
This is a messenger RNA of Dentiscutata heterogama, 1629 nucleotides long. The record is from the annotation of a GenBank genome assembly. NCBI's taxonomy places the organism in Eukaryota, Fungi, Glomeromycota, Glomeromycetes, Diversisporales, Gigasporaceae.